Molecule: messenger RNA, 480 nt
Organism: Guillardia theta CCMP2712
Lineage: Eukaryota; Cryptophyceae; Pyrenomonadales; Geminigeraceae
Exons: 1
Coding region: 1-480 (159 amino acids)
Source: RefSeq, a predicted model, not a curated record
AUGCCGGAAUCAUAUUCUACAGAAGUUUUAUGCACUCAAGCGGAGCUGAACUUGCACUUGUCCGAAACGCAGGAAGAGCAGGUCCACAAAGACAUCAUCGCCAGGAUGAUUUUUGACGCUAGCUCUGCGCCCAAACACCGUCUGGCAGCGGAUGGAGAAGGAAGCCCAGAGUCGUCAAGGGUCCAGGAGCCGUUCGUGCAGAUAAAUGCGGGAUCGUCGAAGCAGCGCAAUGCUUCAGACGAAAACAGAGGAGCACGCAGGAGCGUUGAGCUUGGGUGCAACAAGCGACAGGGUCCAAAGAUUUAUUCCGAUCAAAUCAUUUACGGGCCAGUGCCAGGUUGGGAGAAGACCGGAUGCGGAAAAGAUCCGAUGAACUGCUUUAUUCCGUGGAUUGAUCUCUUGCUUCCUGCAUCUUCUCAACAUGGAUCCAAUAGAGAACAGCGGAACGAAGCUAAACCUCUGCGAGAGUGGAACUUUUGA